Molecule: messenger RNA, 646 nt
Organism: Seriola aureovittata
Lineage: Eukaryota; Metazoa; Chordata; Actinopteri; Carangiformes; Carangidae
Product: cAMP-specific 3',5'-cyclic phosphodiesterase 4D
Exons: 3
Coding region: 359-646 (95 amino acids)
Source: RefSeq, a predicted model, not a curated record
CCUCUCCUCUCCUGUCCUCUACAGUUUGCCUACAAUUGUGGGAACUUUCAGCAGGACGGACGGAGGAGGGGGGUCGGCCGGAGCACGUGAUUGGCCAAGAGGCAGGAACCACUCUGACAUGAUUGGCUCUGAGCCUGGGAGCUGUGAGCAGAGUUCCCUCCUUAUUCCAGAGAGCAUCAGUAAGCAGCGGAGUGGGACUUGCUGUGUUAGAGAUGCACACCAGAUACUUUUGUUUGUUGUGGUUUAUCUGAUUGGGACUCUCAAAGGACAGACAGAACACACUGUACGGUGGCCAGGAGUGGAUGAAUAAACUCUUUUCUGGAACUUUCUCAAAAGGAUAUUAAAGGUGGCACACACCAUGCAAAAGAAUGACCGGUCCGGGGACGACAGCCAGCGAGACAGUGUGUCAGAUGAUUCAUCCGACUCCCCAGAGCCGGGGCCAGUCACCUGCAUGGAGCCCUUCCUGGUGCGGAGGCUGUCUUGUCGGACGGUCCAGUUGCCCCCUUUGGCCUUUAGACAAGCAGAGCAGUACUACUGUGAUCGCAAGCCGGAGCCAGACACAGUCACAGUUCCACCACGGCCCACCACACUGCCACUACGCACCCCGCCACUCAUCGCCAUCACCUCCGCUGACACUUGCAGGUAG